AUGGCAAGCUGUCAGUCCUUUGUUGAUGGUCCAGUGAGUAGCGGCAUAAUGGUAACAAGAAUGGGAGCGAGACGUACAGGAUUCAGCGUGUUGUCCGGGAGCGGCUCAAGCCUGAACAGCAGGUCGAGCUCCGGAGUCCUGAAAGACCGGGCUAACAUGUCUUUCAUGCUGGUGGUGAUGUUCUUCGCAGUGUUUGGGAUAAUAGUGCUGACGGAGAUAUUUCUAAUUGACGAGAAGCGGGGAAAUAGCAGAACAGGAGCGUUUGGAGGUCAUAGGAGCGGUCAUCGAAUGGGUUCGGCACUCGACCGACCUGAUUACGAGGAAGUAGUCGCUGAUGACUAUGCGACCUUGAAGGGAGGCUUUGACGCUCAAAUCGGAUUGCUGUUGAUGAACAGCAAUUUGGAAUCGAAAGCUGCUGAAGCUAUUCCUUCAGAUCCGAGGGGGAUGUCCAGCUUACCCCCCAGUGUUGAAGUUAGACUGCCGUCGCUGGAUCCUAAUUUGCAGAUGACUGAUGCAGAAUGGUUGCCAGUUACUAAUACGAGAUUCAAAUUUUUUGUUUACUCGGCGUAUUACGACGACCGAGCAGUGGGUAGUCGGAACGGAGGAAGCUCCAGCCUGAGUAUGAUCCAGUCAAAAAAAGGAAAAAUAAUCGGGAAAUCCCCGGGCUUAAUAAGAAUAAUCGGAGCAACGAAAACACGAACCCCAGAGCGGGUCUGGUGCCGGCUUUGGUAUCGCUUCGAACGAAACAACACCAACGUGACGUUAUCAGUGACAGUCGCGGCUAAAAUAAAGGUGAUAAGAGAAAACUGGAACCUGAAAUACAGCGCGUGUUUCGUUAUCUGUCAAUUGCCUAAUCAAGCGCCCUCAUUGUCCGAUUCCAAGGCGGUAUCUCUCCCAGAAUCGGUCAGCGUCGUCGCUAAACUACGUACUGCACCGGCGAAUCGAAUAUUUAUACAAAAUCGCCCGGAAAAUCGGCCCAACACCCGACAAGAUCUUGCCAUUUGUGUUAAGCCUCUUCAUUAUGAUUACAAUCGAGUUUUACAAUUAAUUGAGUUCAUCGAGCUUCAUCGAAUAUUGGGAGUCAAUCAUGUGACUCUGUACAACGACACUGUGGGUGCAGAAGCGGAUUGUGUCUUAAAGGGUUAUCAAAGUCGCGGAUUAGUGACUUUUCUUUCUUGGCAUCAUCUUGACAUGAUAUCACAACGGGAAAUACGUACUGAAGGCCUCUUUGCAGCUCUUAAUGACUGUUUAUAUCGUUCAAUGUAUAAAUAUGAGUAUGUUGCUCUUUUGGAUCUUGAUGAAUUUAUUGUUCCACGAUAUAAUGAUACUAUUUUACAAUUAAUUCGGUGGAUAUCAAGCAGAGUAAAUCCAAAAACAAGUAGCGCAUUUUCAUUCCAAAAUGCAUUUUUUUAUCUUCAAUGGCCUGACGAUCCCUGGAUAACUGUCAGCAAGACACCAACAGAAGCCGGAUUGAUAACACUCCGUAAAACCCGCCGUAAAUCAAAAUUACACCCCCACAAACAGCGUUCCAAGUACAUAUGCAAGCCAAGAGACAUAAUAGAAGCUGGAAAUCACUUUGUUUGGGAAUUUUUGCCCGGACAUGGAACCCUGAAUGUCCCGGCAGACGCGGCAAUCCUUCACCACUACAGAGUUUGUGAGUUUGGUGGUAAUGAUUGCAUUAAAACGCCGUCGAUUAUCGACAGGACUGCUUACAAGUAUCGCGACAAACUGGCUGAAGAUGUUGAUAAAAUUUGGACGGAACUUAAUGACAAAUGUGUUCUUCCCGAGCUUGAAGCAGUGCCUGCAUUGUCACCUCUCGUACCAAGUAGCCCAGAUGAUAUUCAAACGAGGUAG
Molecule: messenger RNA, 1854 nt
Organism: Cotesia congregata
Lineage: Eukaryota; Metazoa; Arthropoda; Insecta; Hymenoptera; Braconidae
Source: the annotation of a GenBank genome assembly